Molecule: messenger RNA, 1693 nt
Organism: Triticum urartu
Lineage: Eukaryota; Viridiplantae; Streptophyta; Magnoliopsida; Poales; Poaceae
Product: alpha/beta-Hydrolases superfamily protein
Biological process (GO): phosphatidic acid biosynthetic process; lipid homeostasis
Molecular function (GO): A2-type glycerophospholipase activity; lysophosphatidic acid acyltransferase activity
Source: RefSeq, a predicted model, not a curated record
ACUCCUCCAGAACCAGCCCGGUUUCUCCCCCAUCCCCCGCCCCCAAAAAAACAAUCGCGGCAGAGCCUACUCGUGUGACUACUCCUACCAAUCUGCCCAGCAGAGCCGGCGCGGGGGGAACACGCUCGCUCGCUCGCGCCGCGUUGCAUGCGCCGGGCAGCCGCCGCCGCCACCACCAGGAUCAGGAUCGGGAUGGCGGCGGAGGAGGUCAGGCAGGCGUCCGCGGCCGCCACGGCGGCCGAGGCCGCGUCCGCGUCGGUGCCGGCCCCCGCGGGCUCCCGGUGGGCGCGGGUCUGGCCCUCCGCGCUGCGCUGGAUCCCCACCUCCACGGAACGCAUCAUCGCCGCAGAGAAGCGACUCCUCUCCAUCCUCAAAACUGGGUAUGUCCAAGAACAAGUUAACAUUGGCUCUGCUCCACCUGGGUCAAAAGUAAAAUGGUUUAGAUCAUCAAGUGAUGAGCCAAGGUUCAUCAAUACAGUGACAUUUGAUAGCAAGGAGAAUGCUCCCACCCUUGUCAUGGUCCAUGGUUAUGGUGCGUCACAGGGGUUCUUCUUUAGAAACUUUGAUGCCCUUGCAAGCCGUUUCCGGGUGAUUGCCAUUGACCAGCUUGGUUGGGGUGGAUCAAGCAGACCUGACUUUGACUGUAGAAGUACUGAAGAAACCGAGGCUUGGUUCAUAGAUUCUUUUGAGGAAUGGCGCAAAGCAAAAAACCUCAGUAAUUUUAUAUUGCUUGGUCAUUCUUUCGGAGGAUAUGUUGCGGCAAAGUAUGCCUUACAGCAUCCUGAACAUGUUCAGCACUUGAUUUUGGUUGGUUCUGCUGGCUUUUCGUCAGAAACAGAUCAUAGUUCUGAGUGGUUAACCAAGUUCCGUGCAACGUGGAAAGGCAUGCUAGUAAACCAUCUUUGGGAGUCCAAUUUCACUCCUCAGAGAAUUGUGAGAGGAUUAGGUCCUUGGGGCCCAGAUUUAGUUCGGAGAUAUACCACUGCUAGGUUUGGCUCACAUUCAACAGGUGAAUUACUAACAGAAAACGAGUCCUCCUUGCUGACAGAUUACAUUUACCACACUUUAGCUGCCAAAGCUAGUGGAGAGCUGUGCUUAAAACAUAUUUUUUCCUUGGGGGCAUUUGCAAGGAAACCACUUCUGCACAGUGCAUCCGACUGGAAAGUGCCAACUACUUUCAUAUAUGGUCAUGACGAUUGGAUGAAUUACCAAGGGGCGCAGCAAGCACGCAAGGACAUGAAAGUUCCUUGCGAAAUCAUCAGAGUCCCACAGGGAGGACAUUUUGUGUUUAUAGAUAACCCUGUGGGUUUCCACUCGGCGAUCUUCUACGCGUGCCGGAAAUUUUUAUCUGGAGAUGCAGAGGAGGGUCUCUCUCUUCCUGAUGGCUUGAUAUCUGCAUGAGGCGUCAUCUCGUGUGAUCUCAUACCGAAUAGCGGUAUGGGCAUAAAGCAAAGCUAUACGACUAUAGAAAUGUUCAAUGACUGCUGGCGUCGCCAAUUUGUUUUUGUAUGUAUGAAUUCUGUGAAUAUGUCAUUCAUAUGUGCUUGCGUACCAACAACACUAGUGAGACAAUUAUGUUUUUGUUGCGGGUCUAGAUAUAAUUAUGUCAUAAGAUCUCCCUAGUCAGUUUUUAGGUCAAGUUACUGUGAGUGAUGCUCUAUAUUCUUUCAGGGUCAACUUUAUGUUUGCUUGC